This is a messenger RNA of Letharia lupina, 810 nucleotides long. RefSeq lists its product as uncharacterized. Bases 1 to 810 code for a protein of 269 amino acids. The record is from RefSeq and is a predicted model, not a curated record. Lineage: Eukaryota; Fungi; Ascomycota; Lecanoromycetes; Lecanorales; Parmeliaceae. The transcript is spliced from 2 exons.
AUGGCUUGCACUGAGAUCCUCGAGAAGAUGACGGCUGUUCACUGCGGUGAUCCGAAGGAUAUUGCAGCUGCCCAUGUCCACGAUAAUCGCGAUGAUGCCUUUAGUUGCGGAAGACAAAGGGUGGAGUAUCUCUUGAAACAGGCGGAUCAGUAUGACAGGCAUGACUUUCUGCUCAAUACUUCGGCCAAUGUCAAUCUUGCAAAGAAUGCUAUUCGUGAGACAUUCAAGGUUAAGAGCACACGGAUCCUAGACCAUGAAACAUACAAGACGGGUUUCUUUGUGUUUGCGUCCAUGCCUUGCAAAUGCGGUCUAAGGUUGUUUGAUGCUAUUUUUGCGUUCAUUUUAGGCCUGGCCAUCUAUCAAGGCUUCGUAUGGACAAGAAAUCUGGAUACAGAUGCUGGCAAAAUUAACAGCCGCAACAUAUUCAUUGCUUACAUCGUGAGCACUGGAUAUUGUGAACUUUUCUUCUCGUUCGCGGGCGUGAUAAAAACUAUUGAGGACCUGCUGCUUCAAGAUCGAUUCAGGGCCAGGUUGCACCGAUCAGUCAAACACACCAGAGAUCAUGUCGCUCGUCACAGAGAUGGCGAGGGGCCUCCUCAGCUAGAAGAAGGCGCAUCGGCAAACAAUGCAGCAGCGCCAAUCGAAAGCAUUCAUACAGCAUCGCAAUCUCAGAACACCGCUGAUCGAAGCUCUUCUAGUGGCAUUGUAGCUGCGCUAGAAGCAGCCGCAAAGGCGCAUAUCCUCAGCGCUGAAGCAGACCGUCGAGUCGCUUCCGAGUAUGCGAAGUUGUCCGAGCCACAAGAGGGUUAG